Molecule: messenger RNA, 3924 nt
Organism: Purpureocillium lilacinum
Lineage: Eukaryota; Fungi; Ascomycota; Sordariomycetes; Hypocreales; Ophiocordycipitaceae
Source: RefSeq, a predicted model, not a curated record
AUGGAAAGGUUCGGUAUUGUGGCGAAUGUCAUCGCGGUCGUAGACCUCUCUGUGAAGGUCACUGCUCUAUGUGUGGACUACGGGAAGGGCGUCAAGAACGCGAAGAGUGACAUCGUUCGACUUCACCUAGAAGUUGCCGGGCUCCAAAGUGCCGCGUACGGUGUCCAGGAGCUACUCCGAGGACCAAGCGGUGAGAGACUAAAAACCUCAGAGCAACUAUGCAACGCCGCCCGUCACUGCCAUUCGCAAUUGCAGGCGUUGCUAGAUCAACUUCGCCCAAAGACGGCUCCUGAGGCCUUGACUCCUAUAGGGUUCCGUGCUCUAAAAUGGCCUUUCCAGAGCAAAGAGGUCGAAAGGAUCGUCCAAGACAUGGGUCGAUAUGCGCAAGUGAUGAAUCAGUCACUGCAAGUUGAUCAGACGUAUGGCAUAUGCAGUCGGAGUGACAGAACCGAAGCUGACGAGUUUGUCCGCAGAAACCUUCUUUUCGAUCUCGAUCGGAGGGCAGUGCUCGGCCGCCUUGAGAACGACGUUGCCAAGGGCGCUUCAUUUGACUCCCGCGCGGAGGAGCAUAACUCAACGUGCCUGCCAAACACCCGAGUCGAGAUACUCCAACAAAUUUCGGGCUGGAUACUGGAUCCUAUGGCGGAGGCGGUGUUUUGGCUCAACGGCAUGGCCGGCACGGGGAAGUCUACGAUAUCUCGAACCAUCGCUCAGACAUUCUCCGGUACUGGUCAUCUCGGCGCCAGUUUCUUCUUCAAAAGGGGCGAGAACGACCGCGGGAACAUGUCUAGGUUCGUAUCUACUAUCGUGGCUGAUCUCACGAGGAGGGUACCAGCCACCGCUCGUUACGUCAAGGCAGUCAUGGAGGACGACCCCGGGAUCCUGCGGAGAACGAUGAAAGAGCAGUUCGAAAGGCUUAUCUGGCAUCCGGUAUCAAUGCUCUCCAAAGACUCCGUCAACCGAGGGCCAAUCGUCAUCAUUAUCGAUGCCCUGGAUGAGUGUGAAAACGAGGACGAUAUAAGGGUCAUGAUUCGACUGUUUUCUCGCACCCGGACGCUUUUGGCCGUGCGAUUGAAGAUCUUCUUGACCAGUAGGCCUGAACUGCCGAUUCGGAUGGGGUUUAGCCGCAUAAAGGGCAGGUACCAAGACUUGAUACUUCACGGUAUCCCUAUGCCAGCAAUCGAACACGACAUAAGCACCUUUCUUGCGCACGAAAUGGCCAGAAUACGAGAGGAAUACAAUUCUUUGGUCUCACCAGAAUUGCAUUUGGCCAGAGAUUGGCCAGGGCAGUCGAAGAUUGACGCUCUCGUGAAGUUGGCGACGCCGCUCUUCAUUGCUGCCAGCACGAUCUGCCGUUUCAUUGCUGAGGCAAGAAUUGGAACACCCGACAAACAGUUAGAGAGGAUUCUCGGUUCUCAAAUUGGCCGAAACGGAACUCCACUGGGUACCAUUUACCAGCCCAUCUUGGAUAAUCUUGUGACCGGAACAUUUGUUGAUCAACGGGAAGAAAUCAUUCAAGAUUUCCGCAGCGUCGUCGGCACCAUCGUUACCCUCGCGAGUCCCUUGUCGAUAUCCGCUCUGGCAUCGAUGCUUCACAUUCCUAGACGUGCUGUUGAAGGCAGACUGGCGACGCUCCACUCUGUUCUUAGCAUACCGGAGACGACAGAUGCACCGGUGAGGCUAUUUCACCUGUCAUUUCGCGACUUCUUGGUGGACGCGGCGCAUCGGACAGGCAAUGAUUUCUGGAUAAACGAGCAAGAGUCCCACCAGGAGAUGGUAACGCACUGCCUGCGCGUUCUCAAAUGCCUCAGACGAGACAUAUGCGGUAUCAGGGCUCCCGGAACUCAUCGAUCGGCUAUCGAUCAAUGCAAAGUUGACGCGUCUAUUCCGCCAGAGGUUCAAUAUGCCUGUUUAUAUUGGGUUUAUCACUUGCAAAACGGAGCCACACCUGUUCGUCAUUGCGACCAAGUCAUGGCCUUCCUAGAGGGUCAUUUCCUUCAUUGGCUAGAAUCAUUAAGCCUCAUUGGUAGAUCCAGGGAGGGUGUUCAUCUCAUCGGGACGCUGCAACUACUUUUCAAGGUACGUGGUGACGGUGGACUUAAACGACUGUCCGAGUUCCUGGACGACGCAAUGCGUUUCGUCCAAACACAUAGUUUCGCCAUCGAGAACACGCCACUACAGUUGUAUUCCUCCCUUCUUGUUUUUUCGCCAGAAAGAAGCAAAGUGCGCGCUACGUUCGCAAGCGACAUUCCGCCGUGGAUAUCAACACAACCCAAGGUUAAUGAUGACUGGGGUAAUUGCAUCCAGACGCUUGAGGGCCACCACCGCAGUGUCAUCUCGGUGGCCUUCGCGCACGACUCUGCGCUAGUGGCAUCAGGGUCAGACGACAGGACGAUUCGGCUCUGGCGCACGGCCACGGGCGAGUGCAUCCGGACACUUGAGGGCCAUGACAGCAUGGUCAAGUCGGUAGCCUUCUCUCACGACUCAGCGCUCGUGGUAUCGGGCGCCUGGGACCAGACGGUUCGAAUCUGGCGCACUGUCACGGGCGAGUGCAUCCAGACGCUUGAGGGCCAUGACAGCUGGGUCACGUCGGUAGCCUUCUCUCACGACUCAGCUCUCGUGGUAUCAGGCUCCUAUGACAAGACAGUUCGAUUCUGGCGCACAAUCACGGGCGAGUGCAUCCAGACGCUUGAGGGCCAUGACGACUGGGUCACGUCGGUAGCCUUCUCUCACGACUCUGCGCUGGUGGCAUCGGGCUCAGACGACAGGACAAUUCGGGUAUGGCGUACGGCCACGGGCGAGUGCAUCCAGAUGCUCAAGGGCCAUAGCGACGACGUCACGUCGGUAGCCUUCUCACAUGACUCAGCGCUCCUGGUAUCGGGCUCAAAUGACGAAACGAUUCGGGUAUGGCGCACGGCCACGGGCGAGUGCGUCCAGAUGCUCAAGGGCCAUAGCGACGACGUCAUGUCGGUAGCCUUCUCUCACGACUCUGCACUCGUGUUGUCAGGCUCAAGUGACAAGGCUAUUCGGGUCUGGCGCACGGCCACGAGCGAGUGCGUUCAGACGCUCGUAGGCCACGGCCUCGGUGUCAAUUCGGCGGCCUUCUCUCACGACUCUGCACUCGUGUUAUCAGGCUCCUAUGACAAGACGGUCCGGAUCUGGCGCACGACCACGAAUGAGCGCGUUCAUGCUCUUAAGGGCUAUGACAACGGGGUCUCUUCUGUAGUGUUCUCACACGACUCUACCCUUGUGGUAUCGGGCUCCCGGGACAAGGCGAUUCGGCUCUGGCGUACAGCAACCGGCGAGUGCAUCCAGACACUCAAAGGCCAUAGCGAUAAUGUCACUUCCGUGGCCUUCACGCACGACUCUGCGCUAGUGGCAUCAGGCUCAGAUGAUACGACACUUCGGGUUUGGCGCACGGCCACGGGUGAAUGCAUCCAGACGCUUGAGGGUCAUUGUGACUCGGUCGUAUCAGUGGCCUUCUCUCAUGACUCUGCGCUUGUGGCAUCAGGCGCAGAGGACCAGACGAUUCGAGUUUGGCGCACGGCCACUGGUGAGUGCCUCCAGAAGUUGGACGUUGGUUUUCAACCAUUCAAUAUAUCGUUUCGGGCGGACGAUUUAUAUCUGUUGACCGAUCAUGGUUCUGUCGCCAUACUGCAAGUUCCAAUCUGGUCUUCUGCCGAGCGUUCAACAGACUGUGCAUCCAAGGGCAACUCUUUUUUAAGCAUCAGCGCGGACGGUUGCUGGGUUGCCUGGAAGGGAUCUCCCCUUCUCUGGCUACCGAAAGACUAUCGACCUUUCGAUUCUGCAGUUUCCGGAUCAUUCACCGCGCUAGGCUCAGCAUCUGGCCAUGUUACUAUCAUUGGAGUCUCCCACGAGCUCCUUCCAGACGGUGUUGCGGGGGCCGGUAUACUCACUCACUAG